CAAUUGACUGCAUGUGUUCGUCGAUUCAGUACCGGCUUGCGGGAUUUGUUUUAUAAAAAUUAUCCAAUUUCCAAGUUUUUCGAGAAAAUGGCUGAUCGUGAAAACUCUGUUCCGUGUUUUUUAGUGUUGGAAGACGGUACAAUUCUACCAGGAGAAUCAUUUGGCGCUCAGACACCCGUAGAAGGGGAAGUAGUUUUCCAAACUGGUAUGGUAGGAUAUCCGGAAUCACUGACAGAUCCCAGUUACCAUUCACAGAUUCUGAUUCUUACUUAUCCUUUCAUUGGAAAUUACGGAGUUCCCGAAGAGAAGAAAGAUGAAAAUGGUUUACCAUAUUUUUUCGAAUCACAUCGUAUAUGGGUAUCAGCAUUGGUUGUUGGAGAACAUUGUGACUCUCCGAGUCAUUGGCGUAGCAAAAAAACAUUAUCAGAAUGGAUGAAAGAACAAAAUGUACCUGGAAUUCAAGGUGUGGAUACAAGACAGCUUACUAAAAAAAUUCGUGAAAAAGGUACAAUACUAGGAAAAAUUGUAUUCACUUUAUCAAUACCAGAAGACCCUUGCAAAAUUAAAGAUCCUAAUACGAGAAAUUUGGUUGCAGAAGUUUCUGUUAAGAAACCGAUAACUUACAACAUUGAAGGUUCUCCAAGAAUAUGUGUAGUAGAUUGUGGAUUAAAAUAUAAUCAAAUUAGAUGUUUUCUCAAUAGAGGCGUUAGAGUUGAUGUUGUGCCUUGGAAUCACAAAUUUAAUAUUGAUGAAUACGACGGACUUUUUCUGAGUAACGGACCAGGAAAUCCACAAAUGUGUCUGGAAACAAUAGAAAAUAUAAAAAAUGUCUUAAGACGAACCGAUAAGAUCAAACCAAUCUUUGGUAUAUGUUUGGGGCACCAGCUUCUCUCAAUAGCUAUUGGAUGUACUAGCUACAAAAUGAAGUACGGAAAUAGAGGUCAUAACCAACCAUGUAUUCACCACGAUACUGGCAGGUGUUACAUGACAUCUCAAAACCACGGUUUCGCAAUUGAUACGACAUCUCUGCCUUCGAAUUGGGAACCUCUAUUCACAAAUGCAAACGACAAAACUAAUGAAGGUAUUGUACAUAAAACCUUGCCGUUCUUCAGUGUGCAGUUUCAUCCAGAACAUAUGGCAGGUCCCCAAGAUCUUGAAAAUCUAUUUGAGGUGUUCCUAGAAGCCAUUAAGAAAGGAACUACUUGUAAUCUUAAACAACUGAUGACCGAUACUUUGAGAUAUAAAAUUGAUCAGGAUCAAUCCACCACACCAACAAUUAAAAAAGUUCUCAUCAUAGGCUCAGGUGGACUUUCCAUUGGACAAGCAGGAGAAUUUGACUAUUCAGGUUCUCAGGCUAUUAAAGCUCUAAAAGAAGCAAACAUACAAACAGUUCUUAUAAAUCCGAAUAUUGCUACUGUUCAAACCUCAAAGGGUUUAGCCGACAAAGUAUAUUUCUUACCUUUAGUAGCGGAAUAUGUGGAACAAGUUAUAUGUUCUGAAAGACCUAGCGGAGUUCUACUUACAUUCGGCGGUCAGACCGGGUUAAAUUGCGGAAUAGAACUACAAUAUCGCGGAGUUUUCGACAAAUAUAAUUGCAAAAUUUUAGGCACACCUAUACAAGCUAUAAUAGACACCGAGGAUCGUAAAGUUUUCAGUCAAAGAAUAGGAGAAAUCGGGGAACAAGUUGCUCCUAGUAUGGCAGCUCAUUCCGUACAAGAAGCUUUAGACGCAGCAAAUCAACUAGGUUAUCCCGUAAUGGCUAGAGCGGCAUUUUCUUUGGGCGGCUUAGGAUCAGGAUUCGCCAACAACAAAGACGAAUUGAAAACAUUAGCUCUACAAGCUCUAGCUCAUUCCAACCAACUUAUUAUCGAUAAAUCGUUAAAGGGAUGGAAAGAAGUAGAAUAUGAAGUAGUCCGGGAUGCUUUUGAUAAUUGUAUAACAGUAUGUAAUAUGGAGAAUGUUGAUCCCUUAGGUAUUCACACUGGAGAGUCAAUAGUAGUAGCACCCAGUCAAACUCUAUCCAAUAAAGAAUACAAUAUGCUUAGGACAACAGCUAUCAAGGUUAUCAGACAUUUUGGAAUUGUAGGAGAAUGUAACAUCCAAUACGCUUUAAACCCCAAUUCCGAAGAAUAUUACAUUAUCGAAGUAAAUGCUAGAUUAUCGAGAAGUUCUGCCUUAGCUAGUAAAGCUACGGGAUAUCCUCUAGCAUAUGUAGCUGCAAAACUAGCUUUAGGUGUAUCAUUACCAGAAAUUAACAAUUCAGUUACCGGAGUAACAACCGCUUGUUUCGAACCGAGCUUGGAUUAUUGCGUUGUAAAAAUACCAAGAUGGGAUCUUCACAAGUUCAGUAGAGUCAGUAGUAAAAUAGGGAGUUCCAUGAAGAGCGUCGGAGAAGUAAUGUCUAUCGGAAGAAAAUUCGAGGAAGCUUUCCAAAAAGCUUUACGGAUGGUAGACGAAAACGUUUCCGGAUUCGAUCCUUAUUUGAAACCGGUAAACGACGAAGAAUUAAAAGAACCAACUGAUAAGAGGAUGUUCGUUCUAGCGGCGGCUUUAAAAAACAAUUACACCAUCGAAAAAUUAUACGAACUCACCAAAAUCGACAGAUGGUUUUUACAAAAAAUGAAAAAUAUAAUCGAUUAUAUGAUUCUUUUGGAGACUUUCGAUCAACACAGUUUACCGAAUAAAGUCCUGCUUAUCGCUAAACAGAUGGGUUUUUCGGAUAAACAGAUAGCUAUCGCCGUUAAAAGUACGGAAUUAGCUGUACGAAUGCAACGGGAAGAAUUCGGAGUAAUGCCCUUCGUGAAACAAAUAGAUACCGUUGCCGCAGAAUGGCCUGCCACGACGAAUUAUUUGUACUUAACGUACAAUGCUUCUGAACACGAUUUGAGUUUCGAAGAUGAACACGUUAUGGUACUAGGAUCGGGAGUUUAUAGAAUAGGUAGUUCCGUUGAAUUCGAUUCGUGCGCUGUGGGUUGCCUAAGAGAAUUAAGAAGAUUGAAUAAGAAAACUAUAAUGGUUAAUUAUAAUCCAGAAACUGUUAGUACCGAUUACGAUAUGUCGGAUAGGUUGUACUUCGAAGAAAUAUCAUUCGAAACUGUCAUGGAUAUUUACAAUAUAGAAAAUCCAACCGGUAUUAUACUAUCAAUGGGAGGUCAGUUACCGAAUAACAUUGCCAUGGAUUUACACAGGCAACAGACUCGUAUUUUAGGCACGUCUCCGGAUUCAAUCGAUGGAGCAGAAAAUAGAUUCAAGUUUUCACGUAUGUUGGAUAGAAUUGGAAUUAUGCAACCGCAUUGGAAAGAAUUAACUAACCUCAAAUCCGCCAUUGAGUUUUGCGAGGAAGUCGGAUAUCCCUGUUUAGUUCGACCUUCGUACGUCCUAAGCGGAGCGGCUAUGAACGUUGCCCAUUCGAAUCAAGAUCUAGAAACUUACCUAAACGCUGCUAGUGACGUUAGUAAAGAACACCCUGUCGUAAUAUCGAAAUUCUUAUUGGAAAGUAAAGAAAUAGACGUCGAUGCGGUAGCUUGUGACGGCGUUAUACUCUGUAUGGCCGUAUCGGAACACGUAGAAAACGCCGGAGUACAUUCCGGUGAUGCCACUCUCGUAACACCCCCUCAAGAUUUAAAUAGCGAGACAUUAGCUAAAAUUAAAUACAUUGUUAAAUCUAUAGCGGCGUCUUUAGAAGUGACAGGACCUUUUAACAUGCAACUAAUAGCAAAAGAUAACGAUCUUAAAGUGAUCGAAUGUAAUGUAAGAGUUUCCAGAUCGUUUCCGUUCGUUUCUAAAACGUUAAAUCACGAUUUUGUCGCUAUGGCAACGAGAGUUAUAGUUGGAGAAGAAGUGGAACCUGUGGAUAUACUUUCCGGUUGCGGCAGAGUCGGAGUGAAAGUACCGCAAUUCUCUUUUUCGAGAUUGGCCGGAGCCGAUUUUAUGCUCGGCGUUGAAAUGGCUUCUACGGGAGAAGUAGCUUGCUUCGGAGAUAACAGAUACGAGGCCUACUUGAAAGCUUUGAUGAGUACCGGAUUCAACAUUCCAAAAAAAUCAAUUUUACUCUCGAUUGGAACUUACAAACACAAAGCGGAGUUUUUGCCGAGCAUGAGAUCGUUACAAAAAAUGGGAUACAAAUUAUAUGCUAGUUUAGGAACUGCUGAUUUUUACACUGAACACGGAGUGAAGGUUGAAUCGGUGCAAUGGACGUUCGAUUCUAUAGAUGACAGCAUAUGUCAGGGAGAGCUGAAACCUCUGGCCGAAUUUCUAUCUAAAAAACAAUUCGAUCUUGUUAUAAAUCUUCCUAUGAGAAACGGAGGUGCUAGGCGAGUAUCGUCAUUUAUGACUCACGGUUAUCGAACCAGAAGAUUAGCCAUAGAUUAUUCCAUUCCAUUAAUUACUGAUGUGAAAUGUGCCAAAUUACUUGUAGAGGCUCUUCGAAUAAUAGGAAAAGCUCCACCGAUGAAAACUCAUACAGAUUGCAUUAGUUCACGUAACAUAAUUAAAUUACCCGGUUUCAUAGAUACCCACGUACACGUCAGGGAACCUGGAGCUACUCAUAAAGAAGAUUAUCAGUCGUGUACUGCAGCAGCUUUAGCAGGAGGAAUUACCCUUAUUUGUGCUAUGCCUAAUACCAAUCCUGCAAUCAUUGAUGAGGAAUCAUUUGCUUUAGUUAAGAAACUAGCGAAAGAAGGGGCUAGAUGCGAUUAUGCUCUUUUCGUCGGUGCUUCAUCCGACAAUACUUCUGCAAUCUCCGAAUUAGCCGCCGAAGCAGCGGGCCUAAAAAUGUACCUCAAUGAAACAUUUACUACCCUUCGUCUCAAUGACCUGGAAGUUUGGUCUAAACAUUUAGCAAACUGGCCGAAACGUGCUCCGUUAUGUGUACACGCCGAGUCUCAAACUACUGCAGCUAUAAUAUUGUUGGCGAGCUUACAAAACAGACCGAUUCACAUAUGUCACGUGGCCAGGAAGGAAGAGGUACUUAUAAUUAAAGCAGCAAAGGAAAAGGGGUUGAAAAUAACGUGUGAAGUCUGUCCGCAUCAUUUGUUUUUGUCGACCAACGAUAUCGAUCGAAUAGGGGCGACAAAAAGUCAGGUUAGACCAGUUUUGGUGUCUCCAGAAGACCAACAAGCACUUUGGGAUAACCUCCAUGUCAUCGACUGCUUUGCAACAGAUCACGCUCCGCACACCAUUGAGGAGAAACUAAGUAAAACACCUCCGCCAGGUUUUCCGGGCUUGGAAACUAUCUUACCACUUUUACUUAACGCCGUCAACGAAGGUAGAAUGACCUUAGACGAUCUCAUAAAUAAAUUCCAUAAGAAUCCUAAGAAAAUUUUCAAUCUUCCCGAUCAACCAAACACGUACGUCGAAGUAGAUAUGGAAGAAGAAUGGGUUAUUCCUGAUAGUAUGACUUACAGCAAAUCUAAAUGGACACCGUUUGCUGGUAAAAAGGUGAAAGGUGCUGUACAUAGAGUCGUCCUUCGCGGGGAAGUCGCCUAUGUAGAAGGACAAAUAUUAGUUCAACCUGGUUUUGGACAAAAUGUACGUGAUUGGGAGAAACGUCUCUAUGUAACUUCAGUAGAAAUGAGUCGACCAUCAUCAAUUUUAGCUCUCGAUCGACCAUUGUCUCCUUAUUUAUUCAACAAUAGCAGCGAUUACGAAAAUGAUGGACAGACUAAUGAGAUAUUUUCCAAACUACUAUCAACUGAAGGAAAAGUUCAUUUUGCAAAUGAACCUCACACUCUAGAUAGGUUGCUGUCUCCCAUACCACCAAGAAUACGUACAGAAAGUUUCUCUGCCUCUGGAGAUAAAAAACUUAAACCUGAAGGAUUAACAGAUCAGUCACAAAUUCAUCAUUAUUCCCAACAUAAUCCGCUCCACAACAAACACAUUUUGAGCGUUGAUACAUUUACUAAAGAUCAACUUAACGACAUAUUCAAUUUGGCACAAACUUUCAGAGUUUAUGUCGGAAAAGAUAGACCUUUAGAUCAAAUUUUAAGAGGAAAAAUUAUGGCUUCCAUUUUCUAUGAAGUUAGUACUAGAACUAGUUGUAGUUUCUCUGCAGCUAUGCAAAGACUUGGCGGCAGAGUAAUUUACAUGGACGAAACAAGUUCAUCUGUAAAAAAAGGUGAAACAUUAGAAGAUUCCAUCGCAGUAAUGGCAGGUUAUGCUGAUGUAGUGGUUUUAAGACAUCCUGUUCCUGGUUCGGUACUUAAAGCUUCGCAUCAUUGUAGAAAACCUCUCAUAAAUGCAGGAGAUGGUGUGGGUGAACAUCCAAGUCAAGCCCUUUUAGAUAUUUUCACAAUUAGAGAAGAAAUUGGUACUGUUAACGGUCUAACUAUUACCCUUGUUGGAGAUUUGAAAAACGGUAGAACCGUUCAUUCUUUGGCUAGACUUUUAACUCUAUACAACGUACAAUUAAGAUAUGUCAGUCCUCCAAGCUUGAAGAUGCCGGAUCACAUUACAUCGUUUGUCAAGUCUAAAGGAAUCAGCCAACAGGAAUACAAUAGUCUGGAAGAAGUUUUGCCUGAAACUGAUGUUUUAUAUAUGACGAGAAUACAAAAAGAAAGAUUUAUCAGCGAAGAAGAAUAUGAGAAGGUUUGUGGACAAUUCGUGGUAACUCCAAAAUUAAUGACGAGAGCUAAAAGGAAAAUGGUAGUUCUUCAUCCACUUCCCAGGGUGUUCGAAAUAAGUCCAGAAUUCGAUACUGAUCCCAGAGCAGCUUAUUUCCGGCAAGCCGAAUGUGGAAUGUACGUGAGAAUGGCUCUACUUGCUAUAGUUUUAGGAAAAUGCUGAUACGGAUCGUUCGCAUCUAUUAUUUAAUUUUGAUUCACUCCAUUUUUAUACCAACUUUUUUAUUUAUAUAAAGAAACACAAGAUCGAAAUCUUAACUAUCUCAUUCUACUUGUUUAUUUCAAGAAUUCUUGUUAUAACUUAAUUUAAUAGUUUAUAAAUAGGCUGGAUAUAAAAACUUCUUUCAAAAACGGGUCAGAUUAUUUUUGCCACGCUUUUUUUCCCUAAAAUAAAACAAAUUCAAUUCGUUUCAAUAUUCUGUUUUAUCAACAUGUGGUAUCAACAUGUAUACCACUGACAGUUCAAUCAACAUGUUCACUUGAAUGUAAUGAUUUUUUUGUAGUUUCUUUUUUUUGUUCCAAAAGUACUUCUGGGAGGGAAUUGCUUAAUUUUUUUCAAUACACUUUUGUUUUUUAUGAGCAUCUCGUAAAAUUCAUCACAAGAAUGAUCGAAAUUCACUCGUACCAUCAACAUGGAACUUACCGCUUCGAUCUUUAAACGACAUUUGUCGAAAGUACCAAGUAACAGUUUUUACUUAUUUUAUAAAACUUAAAUAAUUAAAAUUUUCGUAUUACUGGUAAAAAAAUGGGACUUUUCGUAAUCCAACGGGACAACUCCAAAAGCCUAAAGUUACAGGACUAUCCCGUUUGAAACGGAACGUAUGGCCAGCAUAUACAUAAAAAAAAUAUUUUUCUUUGGAUUCUGGAAAAAUAGAAAAAUAUAUGAAAACUUGAGCAACUUUUAAAUAACAAAAUACCAUGACGAAUGUUACGCACAAUCUCUCUCUAUUCUAAUUGAAACAGUUCCUUCAUUUCUGUGUUGAAUAAAAUGUAAAAAUGUAAAUUGUAAAAUUUGUAAAGAAAUAAUUUUAUAUCAUUGCCAUGUAAUUUUUUUCAUUCAUUUUAAUAAAAAAGAUUAUACGUUUCUUAUAAUGUCUUAAGUUCGAAUCUUUAAUUUUCACUUUUGACAGGCUAUUCAAAUCUCUUUUAAAAAUACUCAGGGUGCAUUCCACUAAGCACUCACGACAAUCACGUUCACGAUCUUUAACGUCCAGAGUUCAUUAAACCAAAGCUAAUGCCUUACAAGACGUUUUGACCAUUGAGCUAAAUAUUAACUAAUGACAAAACCGAAAAAAAUAAUGUGAAAGCUUAUGAUUAUGUUAUAAUUUGUAAAUUAUUGAAUAUUUUACUUUAAUUGAUAUACAUUGAAGUAAAAUCAAAAUAUUUUCGGCGGCGAUAGUAAAAUAUUUAGUGGUGAGUCACAAGAAUACUUCAAAAGUACCGCAUCAAAUAAUGAGAUAGAUUCUUAUGACUGCAAUCUGCGUUGCUUGAGUUUUGAAAAUUACGCUAAUUCUUUCAACGCUCGCUUCGACCCACCUCUUUACAAGGGUCGUCGUGAACGUUCUCGCCGCCACCACAACGAUCGUAGUCGCUAUGUGGAACAUCCAAAACAGUAUUUCAGGCGCUAUGAAUGCUUAUUAGUGGAAUGCACUGUCAGUGACAUCAAAACUGCACAGUUGCCACUGUUUAGAAUGUGAUUUCCCCGAGGUUUGUUUUCAAUUAAACUAGGAAUAUUCAAAUUUUGUUUAGUCGCUGCUAUGGUCACUACAAAUAUCCAAAUUACAAAUAGAGAGAAAUUUCCACUGGUAUAUGAGCUUUGUUUUUAAUUAAACCAGGUGUAUGUACAUUUUGUUCAGUGACUGCUAGUGUCGCUAUAAAUUUUAAAUUUAAUACAAAAACUAUUUUUGUUCAUAAGGUUAUCCCAGAAAGUAGUUCAUUUAGACAUAGGAAUAUUUUAUAAAAAUGGAAAUCAUUAUAAAUAUAGUUUUUAACAUAAAGCAGAACAUUUUGUUUUAUUUAAAAAAACCAUUUAACUUUAACCUCAUACCAUUUCCUGUUAGUUAAAUAAGAUGGUGAUAAUUGGUGUACUUUUUCCCUAAUACCAUAAAAUUCUAGUUUGGUAAACUGCAUUUCUGGUAAACUGCUAUUAUUGGUCUGUAAUUUUGUGGAGCUACCUAAGCUUUUUAACUAACCCACACUAUGAUUUGCAUAAAUUUAUUUUUUAUAUCAAAAAAAGAAAAUAAAUACCAAAAAAAAAUUGAAAAAAAAUAUUUAUAUCUAUGGUGGGAUUACUGAUUCGGUACCGGUGUAUUUAUAAAAAAAACUAAAUACAUUAUCAAUUGGAAGAUUAUUUUAUUUCUAUUAGAGUUUCAGAGGUAUGUCCUUACAAUGUUAAGGGUCGGAGAGAACUAAACUACCUACUUGGUGUGAAAUGUGAGUUUAGUUCACAACAUUGGUUUGCUUUAAAUGACUUGGAAAAGGAAGACAUGAGAUCAUUUUCAACGCUUGGAAUAGUAUUCCUGACUCUUACGAUUAGCUGAAAAAGCUUAUGUUUGCUGUUCUUUCUUUUUUGAUUUCACAUAUAUAUGAGAACAAUAUUUUUCAAUCAUAAACAUUACCAAGAGUAGACCGAGAAAUGGUCUUAUUGAAGAGAACUUGCAAUCAUGCCAUUAAAAACAACAACAUAUAAACCUGACUUACUCAAACUUAAAUUUGGUUUUAUUUGGUGUAAAGAAAUUAACAAGCAGAUUUGGCUCCGUUUUUUUAAAUUCUUGUAAUGUUCAUUUUUUGGCUCUUUGGUGGUCGACUGAAGACAAUUGACUAACAAAUACAUAUAAAUAAGAAAUAAAAAUAAAACAAAAGCCUUUUUUGUAGCACGCCUAUAGUGAAGGUGAUAUUGCCGUCUGCCAUCAUGGGCAGCAAACUUUUGUUUAUUGGUUCUCCCUAUACUUUUAAUUCAAUGACGGUGCCACACAAAUGUACAUGGGUUUCAAUAAUACCACUAGCUAGUAUUAACAUCGUAAAUGGAGCGAAUUUUCAAGAAAAAAAGAAGUUAUUGCUCCUGCUUGUAUAUUAAAAAUUUUAAUGUUUUUCAAACAAACUUUUAAGAUCAGUUCGUAUAAAUUUAUAAGCAAGUAAAUUAUAUAUAUAGGUGCUACACGCAGGCCUUUUAGGAUUUAGAUUCCUUAUUUCAUUAAUCAUUCUCCUCAGCCAUAAAACUGCCUCCUUUUACCGCCUAGUAUCCUUCUAAUUAUUUUUCUUUCCCAUAUAUCUCUUCUUCUGCUUUGUUUUUGUUGCAAUGAGCAAGUAAAUGAAACAAGUUUAUUU
Molecule: messenger RNA, 9947 nt
Organism: Diorhabda sublineata
Lineage: Eukaryota; Metazoa; Arthropoda; Insecta; Coleoptera; Chrysomelidae
Gene: rudimentary
Product: CAD protein
Exons: 16
Coding region: 88-6783 (2231 amino acids)
Biological process (GO): 'de novo' pyrimidine nucleobase biosynthetic process; L-glutamine metabolic process; UTP biosynthetic process
Cellular component (GO): cytosol; cytoplasm
Molecular function (GO): metal ion binding; aspartate carbamoyltransferase activity; dihydroorotase activity
Source: RefSeq, a predicted model, not a curated record